AUGAUGGCUAAGUGUGACCCGAGGCACGGGAAAUACAUGGCCUGUUGUUUGAUGUACCGUGGAGAUGUUGUUCCCAAAGAUGUUAAUGCUGCUGUUGGUACUAUCAAGACGAAGAGGACUGUUCAGUUUGUUGACUGGUGCCCUACCGGGUUCAAGUGUGGAAUCAACUACCAACCUCCAACAGUUGUUCCGGGAGGUGAUCUGGCUAAGGUCCAGAGAGCUGUAUGCAUGAUCAGCAACAACACAGCAGUUGCAGAGGUGUUCUCACGGAUCGACCACAAGUUUGAUCUUAUGUACGCAAAGAGGGCCUUUGUGCACUGGUACGUCGGUGAAGGAAUGGAGGAAGGCGAGUUCUCUGAGGCACGUGAAGACUUGGCCGCACUGGAGAAAGAUUACGAAGAAGUUGGUGCUGAAGGUGGUGACGACGAGGAAGAUGAUGGUGAAGACUAUUGA
Molecule: messenger RNA, 453 nt
Organism: Microthlaspi erraticum
Lineage: Eukaryota; Viridiplantae; Streptophyta; Magnoliopsida; Brassicales; Brassicaceae
Source: the annotation of a GenBank genome assembly